Messenger RNA from Desarmillaria tabescens, 1071 nucleotides. Its product is annotated as chaperonin 10-like protein. The record is from RefSeq and is a predicted model, not a curated record. Lineage: Eukaryota; Fungi; Basidiomycota; Agaricomycetes; Agaricales; Physalacriaceae. Gene Ontology annotation, molecular function: oxidoreductase activity, acting on NAD(P)H. The transcript is spliced from 4 exons. The annotation marks the transcript as partial.
GCUAUCGCUGCAGUUGCGAAAGGUCAAUUCGACGAAAUACGUGUUCCAACUGAGAAACCUCAGCAUGGGGAGGUUCUUUUGAAGGUAGAAUAUGCGUCGAUGAUCGCCUUCGACACGUAUGUUACAGACCUGGGAUAUGCAACUGACACUUUCCCCACGGUUCUUGGUUUCAAUGCCGCAGGGACUGUCGUCGAGCUUGGACCAGGUGUUGAUGAUCUCAAAAUCGGGGACAGGGUCACUGCAUUUGCUUACCAGGGCUCCCGAUCCAAAGCCAUGCAACAGUAUUCUAUUCAGUCCCGAACAGUCUGCGCAAAGGUGCCUGACUCUAUGUUGUUGGCGGCCGCCGCUACGAUACCAGAUAACUUUGUCACGGCGUUCCAUACACUCUUCAACGAACUUGGACUUCCUGUCCCAAAGACAUUUCCCGCCCUCGAAUCUCCUCCUCUUUCUUCUGCUCCAAUUCUGAUCUAUGGUGCUGGAUCUACGGCUGGCCAGUAUGCCAUCCAACUUCUUCAUUCCGCCGGGUAUAAAAACGUCAUUGUCACUGCCUCCUCGAAGCACCAUGAAUAUCUGACCUCGCUCGGUGCUACUGCAACCGUCGACUACCAUAGUCCUUCGCUUGCCGAGGACAUCGCGAAAGCAGCUGGGGGCGAUGGAAAAGUCAUGCUUGCCGUAGAUUGUAUUACUGCUGAGGGAACGAUAGCUGAAGUUGCGAAGGUGAUAAGCUCGACAGGUACGGUGGCCUUGCUUUUACCUGUGAAGGAGGGAAACAAUGUUCGAGGGGAGGGAGGUUCCCAGAUGUAUAUGGAAAUACCUGAAGGCCGGAAUCCGUUUCCGAAAAGCGUGAAUGUUCGUGGUGUGCGCACGUUCCUAUACCAAGAAAAUGUGUUCCAGAAAGAGAAUGUGAUGCCUAAGAUUCUUCCUGAAUUACUGGAGAAAGGAAUCAUACAGCCUAAUCGGGUUCAUUUACUUGAUCAAGGCAGUUUCAAGGAUAGGGUAGCUGUGGGAUUGGAGCUAUUGAGACAUAACAAAGUCAGUGGAGAGAAAGUGGUGGUUAAGAUUGACGUUUAA